Dendrobium catenatum is the source of this 1849-nucleotide messenger RNA. Its product is annotated as pectinesterase-like. The transcript is spliced from 3 exons. Gene Ontology annotation, biological process: cell wall modification. Bases 1 to 1731 code for a protein of 576 amino acids. Gene Ontology annotation, molecular function: pectinesterase inhibitor activity; pectinesterase activity. The record is from RefSeq and is a predicted model, not a curated record. NCBI's taxonomy places the organism in Eukaryota, Viridiplantae, Streptophyta, Magnoliopsida, Asparagales, Orchidaceae.
AUGAACGCCACCUUCUUCACCUUCUUCCUCUUAUCCUUCCUCGCCCUCACCUUCGCUCAACCCUCCUCUCCUCCUCCUCCACCUUCCACCACCCCAAUCCCCCCUUCAACCGCCUGCAACUCCACCCCCGACCCCUCCUUCUGCCGUACCGUCCUCCCCCCCACCGGCUCCCAACCCCUCACCUCCUACGGCCGCUUCUCCCUCGCCAAAUCCCUUACCAACGCCUACAAAUUCCUCUCCCUCAUCGACCGCUACCUCACCCGCCGCUCCUCCCUCCCCGAACCCACGGCUCGGGCUCUCGAUGACUGCCAUCUCUUCGCUGGCCUCAACAUCGACUUCCUCACCUCCGCCGGCUCCACCCUCAACUCCACCUCAUCCACUCUCCUCGACCCCCAAGCCGAUCAGCUCCAAACACUCCUCUCCGCGCUUCUUACUAACCAGCAGACUUGCCUUGAUGGCCUGAAAGAUGCGGAUAAGGCCAAUGCAGCCGCCGGCGUUCUCACCCCUUCGAUUGUGAAUGGAACCAAGCUUUAUAGCGUCUCACUCGCGCUCUUCACAAAGGCUUGGGUGCCUAAUCGGAAGUUUAAAAAUCCGACAUUGGCAAAGCAUUUAGCUGCUAAGGUGCUUCAUCCCCCGCCGGUGAAAGGCCAAAGGAAGCUGCUUUUUCAUGAGGUUGAGAUCGGCAGUGACGGUACUUUGCCGUUGAGGACGUCGGAGAAGGACCGGGCCAUGAUUGAGGGCCGGUUGGGCCGGCGGUUGUUACAGUCGUCCGGCUCUGUUCAAAUCAGCGCAACCGUGGUGGUGAGCCAAGAUGGGACGCAGAAUUUUACCACGAUUAGUGAUGCGGUGGCUUCAGCGCCUAAUAAUACAGAUGGCAGCAAUGGCUAUUAUUUGAUCCUUGUAAGCGCCGGCGUGUAUCAGGAAUAUGUGUCGGUGCCGAAGAACAAGCGUUACAUUAUGAUGAUCGGCGGCGGGAUUAAUCAGACGGUUGUGACCGGGAAUCAUAGCAACGUUGAUGGCUGGACCACCUUCAACUCUGCUACCUUCGCUGUAGUCGGCCAAGGCUUCGUAGCAAUAAACAUGACAUUCCAAAACACCGCCGGCGCCGUGAAACACCAGGCCGUCGCCGUCCGAAACGGCGCCGACCUCUCCACCUUCUACCUCUGCAGCUUCGAGGGCUAUCAAGACACUCUCUAUGCCCACUCCUUGCGCCAAUUCUACUCCCAAUGCCUCAUCUACGGCACCGUCGACUACAUCUUCGGCAACGCCGCCGUCGUCUUCCAGAACUGCAGUAUGUAUUCUAGACUUCCCUUGAAUGGCCAGCAGAACACCAUCACCGCUCAAGGCCGAACCGACCCGAACCAGAACACCGGAAUUUCAAUCCAAGGCGGAAAUUUCCUCGCCGCCGGCGAUCUCGGCUCGACUCGGACUUACCUCGGGCGGCCGUGGAAGCAGUAUUCGAGGACGGUGAUAAUGAGCGCGUUUAUGGGUGGGUUGAUUGACCCGGCGGGGUGGUUGCCGUGGGACGGGGACUUCGCGCUUAGUACGUUGUAUUAUGCUGAGUAUGAUAACAGCGGGCCGGGCUCAAAUACGACCGGGCGGGUCACUUGGGCUGGGUACCAUGUUUUGACUAACAGUUCGCAGGCAGUAAAUUAUACGGUGAGCAACUUUAUAUUGGGUGAUAAUUGGUUGCCGCAGACGGGCGUCCCGUAUACGAGCGGGCUGGUUUGAGGAAUUGGUGGUGAUUUAUUGGUGUUUUAUGAUUUUCUGUUACUGUUGUAAAAGAUGUAGUGAAAUUCAUUUUUUUAUAGAGGUGAAGAAAUUGAGAAAUAUUGCUUGUAUUUUGUUA